Molecule: messenger RNA, 4153 nt
Organism: Toxotes jaculatrix (banded archerfish)
Lineage: Eukaryota; Metazoa; Chordata; Actinopteri; Toxotidae
Gene: cand2
Product: cullin-associated and neddylation-dissociated 2 (putative)
Exons: 24
Coding region: 108-3842 (1244 amino acids)
Biological process (GO): protein ubiquitination; SCF complex assembly
Cellular component (GO): nucleus
Source: RefSeq, a predicted model, not a curated record
CCCCUCCUGCCUCGCCAUGUUGUCGGGUUGAGCCUGUUGCCCCAGUUUUCUGAUUUUAAUCGCAGAAUAAGUUUCUUAGCGGCGGUGACUGCUGCCGAAGCGCCAAGAUGUCGAACGUGUCCUACCACAUCUCCAACCUGUUGGAGAAAAUGACAUCCACUGACAAAGACUUUAGGUUCAUGGCCACUAAUGACCUGAUGCUGGAGCUGCAGAAGGACAGCAUCAAGCUGGACGAGGACAGUGAGAGGAAGGUGGUGUCCAUGCUUCUCAAACUGCUGGAGGACAAGAAUGGAGAGGUGCAGAACCUGGCUGUGAAAUGCCUGGCCCCUCUGGUGAGUAAGGUGAAGGAGCCUCAGGUGGAGACGAUGGUGGACACUCUGUGUUCCAACAUGGUGUCAGAUAAGGAGCAGCUGAGAGACAUUUCCAGUAUGGGACUGAAGACCGUGAUCGCUGAGCUGCCUCUGUCUUCAUCAGGUUUGACUCUGACAGCCAGUGUUUGUAAGAAGAUCACCUCCCAGCUGAUCGGUGCUAUGGGGAAACAGGAGGACGUGUCAGUGCAGCUGGAGGCCCUGGACAUCCUGUCGGACAUGUUGGCAAGGCUGAGCGGAGCACUGGUCAGUUUUCACAGCUCUCUGCUCUCCAGCCUCCUCCCUCAGUUAACUAGUUCCAGAAUGGCGGUCAGGAAGCGCUCCAUCUUGGCUCUCGGUCACCUGGUGCCCUGCUGUAGCCCCGCCCUCUUCUCCCAGCUCACUGAGCACCUGCUGACAGAGCUCGCCAAGGGUCCGCCCACUUCGUUGACCAGGACGUACAUCCAGUGCCUGGCAACGAUUAGCCGCCAGGGCGGCCAUCGUGUGGGUGAACAUUUAGAGAAGCUGAUCCCCAUGGUUGUGAAGUUCACCAGUGUGGAGGAUGAUGAGCUGAGAGAGUAUUGUUUCCAGGCCUUUGAAGCCUUUAUACGCAGGUGUCCAAAGGAGAUGUCACCCCAUGUUGCCACGGUGACUAAGCUUUGUCUUAAGUUCAUGACCUUUGACCCUAACUACAACUACGAUGACGAUGAGCAGGAGGAGGAAGAUAGCAUGGACAUAGAGGACGGGCUCGAUGAAGAGUCAGACGACGAGUACAGUGACGAUGAUGACAUGAGCUGGAAGGUGCGACGCUCCUCCAUCAAAUGCCUGGAGGCGCUGAUCAACACGCGCCGGGACCUCCUCCUCUCCUUCUACUCCUCCAUCUGCCCCGCUCUGCUCGCCCGAUUCAAAGAGCGCGAGGAGAACGUGAGGGCAGACGUCUUCGCCGCCUUUUCAACUCUGCUGAGACAAACUCGGGUGGGAUCGAGUCACCACGGCCUCAUCGUGGCCGGUUCAGACCUGGGGUCGAGCAGCGAGGAGGAGCCGGCGGUCGCGGUGCUGAAGAAACAGGUGCCGCUGAUCGUGAAGGCUCUCCACAGGCAGCUGAAGGAGAAGAGCAUUAAAUCUCGACAGGGCUGCUUCUGUCUCCUCACCGAACUCUCUCACACUGUACCUGGAGCCCUGGAACAGCACAUACCUGCUUUAAUACCUGGCAUAGUCUUCUCCCUGACAGACAAGUCCACCUCCUCCACCAUGAGGAUCGAUGCCCUCUCCUUCUUCCACGUCCUCCUCCUCUCCCACCCUCCUCAAGCCUUUCAGCCACACAUGCAGGUGCUGCUGCCCCCGGUGGUGGCAUGUGUGGAAGACACUUUCUAUAAGAUCACGUCGGAGGCGCUGCUGGUCGUCCAGCAGCUGGUCAGAGUGAUGAGGCCGCAGGGACACGCCGCCACAUCUGGAGGAAUCGACCCCAAACCGUUUGUCAGAGAGGUGUUCUCUGUAACCCUGAAGAGGCUCAAAGCAACAGACAUCGACCAGGAAGUGAAAGAGAGGGCUAUUUCCUGUAUGAGUCACAUGGUGUGUCACCUUGGUGACCUCCUGGGGGCAGAUCUCCCGGGUGUUUUAGCGAUCUUUCUGGAGAGAUUAAAGAAUGAGAUAACAAGACUGACAGCAGUUCGGGCCAUCACCCUCAUCGCUGCUUCUCCAAUAAAGAUCGACUUAUCAUCCAUCCUGCCAGAGGCUCUGUCAGUGUUGGGAUCUUUCUUGAGGAAGAACCAGCGGACCCUGAAGCUCGGCACGCUGAACUGUCUCACCGCACUGGUCUCUCAUCACGCCUCCAGCAUCAAACCUGCGGCUCUGGAGCCUGUGCUGAGUGAACUUCCUGCUCUGGUGGAUGAGGGCGACAUGCACGUGUCCCAGGUAUCCAUCACCUUGCUGACCUGCAUGGCCAAAGCCUGCCCCUCCUCUCUGGCAAAGAUCAGCUCCUCUGUGCUGCCGGGAGUCUUCAGACUCGUCCAUUCUCCGAUGCUGCAGGGCGGCGCUCUGGCAGCCAUACUGGACUUCAUACAGGCACUGGUUCUGUCCAAAACCAGUAGCCUGGGCUAUAGUCAGUUACUGAAGUCUCUCACUGAGCCGUUCCACAGCUCUCGGUCCUCUGCAGACAGCGGUGUCAUCCACAGACAGUCCUUCCACUCUGUCGCUCGCUGUGUGGCUGCCCUGUCCUCAGCCUGUCCCAAAGAGACGCCGGGCUCUGUGGCCGGCUUCAUACAGGAGAUAAAGAAUCCUGGAUCACCUGAGUCUGCUCGUGUCCUGGCUCUGUUGUGUCUUGGGGAGGUGGGGAGGAGCGGCAGUCUGGGAGGAAGUAAGGAGGUGCAGGGAGUCAUCCUGGAGGCCUUCACCUCCACCAGUGAGGAGGUGAAGACGGCAGCCUCCUGCGCUUUAGGCAGCAUGGCAGUCGGCAGCCUGAACGACUACCUGCCCUUCCUCCUGAAGGAGAUCUCCUCCCAGCCACGGAGACAAUACCUGCUUCUACACUCCCUCAAAGAAGUCAUCAGUGCCUGUCCAGCCUCUAGUCUCUCGCCCCAUGUGGAGUCCAUCUGGUCUUUGCUGUUUCAGAACUGCGAGUGUCAGGAGGAGGGCACCAGGAACCUGGUGGCUGAAUGUCUGGGAAAACUGACCUUAGUCAACCCUGCACAACUACUACCCAGACUUAAACAGCAGCUUAAAGCUGGUUCUCCUCUGGCUCGCAGCACAGUGGUGACAGCUAUCAAGUUCACCAUUGCUGACCAACCUGCUCCCAUAGAUUCACUGCUGAAGGACUGCAUAGGUGACUUCCUAAAGACCCUGCAGGAUCAGGACAUCAACGUGCGCCGUGUCGCUUUGGUGAUGUUCAACUCUGCAGCUCAUAACAAACCAUCUCUGAUCCGCGGUCUCCUGGGAACGGUGCUGCCUCACCUCUAUAAGGAGACCCAGAUCAGGAAGGACCUCAUCAGAGAGGUAGAGAUGGGUCCAUUCAAACACACAGUGGAUGAUGGUUUGGAUGUGCGUAAAGCAGCAUUCGAGUGUAUGUACACUCUGCUGGACAGCUGCCUGGAGGGGCUGGAUGUCCUGCAGUUCCUGGAUCAUGUAGAGGAAGGACUGAAAGACCACUAUGACAUCAGGAUGCUGACCUUCCUGAUGCUCGCCAGACUGGUCUCCCUGUGUCCUGCUGCUGUUCUCCAGAGACUGGACAGACUGGUGGAGCCACUUAAAGCUACCUGCACCACCAAGGUGAAGGCUGGUUCUGUGAAGCAGGAGUUUGAGAAGCAGGAGGAGCUGCGGCGGUCGGCCAUGCGUGCCGUUGCCGCCCUGCUGGCCGUGCCCGAGGUGGAGAGGAGCCCCAGCAUGGCCGACUUCGCCAACCAGAUCAGAACCAACGCUGACAUGGCGUCCAUCUACCAGAGCGUCCAGGGAGGGGAGGGAGGCAGCUUAGGACCCACAGAGAGCAUGGACAUGAGCUAGAUACUGGAUGAUGGCAAAGAUAUUUUAUUAUGUUGUUUUUUAUAGACAAGUUUUAGACACAGUAGAUAAGAGCACUGUUCAAAAUUUGGUAUAACAUCACAACUUUAUUUUGAAAACAAUAUAAUUUACAACUCAGCACUGGGCUUUUUAGAAUGAAUUUCCUCUGGCAGAAAUACAUUUUAUGAUAGACAUGUGGUAAGUCUACAGUAUUUAGUUUGACUUUUGCAGUUCCUUUUUCUCAAUUUUGUGUGUUACCCAGUAAGACUUGGGUUUAAUUUGGUUCCCAUGAAAUAAAGUGGGUGAAACAUUCA